Molecule: messenger RNA, 6392 nt
Organism: Formica exsecta
Lineage: Eukaryota; Metazoa; Arthropoda; Insecta; Hymenoptera; Formicidae
Gene: Doa
Product: serine/threonine-protein kinase Doa
Exons: 9
Coding region: 2884-5049 (721 amino acids)
Biological process (GO): protein phosphorylation
Cellular component (GO): nucleus
Molecular function (GO): ATP binding; protein kinase activity
Source: RefSeq, a predicted model, not a curated record
CUUUGUAUGGCUCCACGAUCUUCGAUGUUAUUUACUCGCUAAAGUGUGUGUGCGCAUUGUCUAUGCUCGAUGUCUUUACGAUCGCAUUUAUUAUCGCUUCAGACCUCUAUUCUAAUCCCUUUCCCUGUUGAAUUUAGAGGAUUUAGCAUUAUCUCUAGAAAUCUAUUAUUUUUAUCACUAAAGAAAUUAUUGGAUAGGAAGAAAAAAAUUAGCAAUGAACACGCGAGAAGAUGGCAGGAUUUUUUUGAGCUGUAAUUUUCUUUUUUAAUUAUGAAAUAUUAAAAUACUAUUUUUCAUCAGUUUCGACAUUAAGGAUUAUGGUUUUAUUGAAAUCUUUUCAACAGCUUCAUAAAUGUGGAAUGUUUGAUGUGCGGAUAACUCGAUGAAUUAGACUCGUAUCUUCCUCGGUGAAAAGGUUAACAUUUACAGAACGUACAUUUCUGUUGGCCAUCCGCCAUGCAGGCAACAGCGGUGACACGAUGCGAACCUCGGGCUGAUUAACCGCAGCCAACCAGGACUUUAACAUUUAAACACGGCGUGCCCUGACGGCAGGUUCUCAUCUUCUCUACGCGUGACGAUCGUGGCGCACGCGUUUCGGACUGCCGAUUUAUAUUUGGCAUAGCUCGUUCUCGCGAGGAUGACGACGAAACUCGGAGAACGAAGCGAAUGCUCCAGAGCAGAGCGGCCCUCUUCUCCCCUCCCCUUCCCUCUUUCCCCCUAUUUACCCCUCCUACCCCGUUUUUAACCCGAUAGUAUGGCCUAACCUUGGUUAAUAUUUUCUAGUGGAGUAGGGAGCGGAAGAAACACACGCGUAACUUUCCGUUGCGACGUCGAUCGUUGCUUCCGUUAUCGCAACGCGAGCAACCUAAUGGAGGAAAACUUGUCAUCGUCCAGCACUAUAUGAUUCAUUGAGUAAUACAUAACAUAAGAACACAGCGAUAACGAUACGAUCUAUGCUUUGUAUUCCUCUUGCGUUUUGCAUUCGCACGGAUAUUCAAUUUUGCUUCAUCUUCAGAAUUAUUUGUGUAAUAUGGUAUUUUAACAAAAAUUUAAUACUUAAUUUUUUUCGUCUUUAUUCUCUUUUAAAUAACAUGUCUGUAUUUUCAAAUAUUCUGAUUUCUAACUCGAGCCAAAUUAAUCAGAGUCUCUUCGCUAGAAAAUAUUUUGGAGAUGAUCUCUGAGAAACUGAUGUGGGCGAGCAAUCCGCGCGAAUAAAUUGCGUCGCUAUUUUCUAAACUGCGUGUAUUUAUAUCGAUACUCUUAAAAUCUACGCGAUACAUGAUAGGGUAAUAUCUUUGACAUCGUGACCUUGGAGACAACUCGAGUUUUAUUAAUAGUAUUAGAGUCCACGAACUUGUCUACCAAACUGUUAAUCAAGCCCUUUUAAUUUUAGCUAGAAACUCUAAAUUCAUGAUAUUUAUCUCGAUGACUAUACCUUAUCCUAUUUAUCUUUAAAUUAAUUUUGAUUUUUUUAAGAUCAUGUUUUACUUAUUUUAUAUAAUCUUAUUUUCAUUUGAUGAUCUUGACUAUUUUUGAUGAUAGAUAUUAAUAGUUAUCUUCAUAUCGUACAUCAUGUAACUUUUAUUGGCCUUAUAUAAUUUUUAUGCAAUAUAAGAUUUCUCUUCUAUGCUAUUUUGUUUUUAAAAAAUCUAAAAAUUUUUUUAAAUUCAAACCUGAUGGAAACACUAGUCGUACGCAGAAUCUUUUUAGAUCAUCUCUGAAAGUUCAGUUGCAUCUUUCGUUGUUCGUUAUCGAAGCGAACGAGAGCGAAAUCCCGCGAAAAAAAAAAUCUUUGAAGCGACUUAAUAAAUCCAUAUAGAUGAUUAUCUAGUUUCUCAUUUUUAUCUCUUGUAUAUCUUUUUGUCCAUCUCUUUGUCAUUUCUCGUCAUUCUUCGCGGAAGAGACUAGCUUCACGCAUAAACAUAUUUAGUCGUAUCUGGUUAUCAUUCUAAUACAUAUAGCAUCUAUGUUCAAAAAAAUGCCAACUAUUGAAUGUGGCCAAUAUUAGACCGAUAUCUCAAGCAGACCUACAUCGCGGCGUGUUUCGCAAUUUCUAUGUGUGUCAAGGUACGAGAACAAGCGACGCGGUUCACCGCGUGGAAAACGCGGCACCGUGCGCUCGUUUUCCCGUAAAAAUGCUUUUCGUGGACGGACGAGUUCUCCCCCUUCAUCGUGCAUCAGGAAACAACGUCGUGACUCGAUCGGAACUUUGGCGCGUUCCGAAUAAGUGCAAGAGAAUUUACGUAAUACUACCAGUGGUGAUCCCUUCUCUUCUGUUUCGCCUCUCUUCUUCUUUUUUCCACCUGUAUAUCUCGCUUCGUCUUUCUCUAUUUCUGUUUCGUCCGUCUCUCUUUCGUUUGCGAUCGCGCGUGCGAGUUACGCUAAUCGCGCCUCUCUUCGUCGCUCCGUUUUCUGAUCGCUCUCGCUUCUCGAGAGAGGAGGAUGAAUCGUUCUCGUCAGAGCGGGCUCACCAUUGCUCCCUGGUAUUUUUAGUGCGACGAGAGAGUAUUUGGCGGGGCGCAGCGAGUGUUUCGUCUCCUUCUCGUCGUCGUCGUCGUCGUUGUCGUCGUCUCCCUGACCGUUGUCGUGGUCGCAGUUUGGUCGCCCUCCUCGGCAUAUCGUUCUCUCGCGCGAAUCGGCGUAUUCCCGCCUUCCCGUAGAGUGAUGUACUUGUGUAGAGAAUUGUUUCGUCAGCCUCGGUGGUGUCUUCGAGCGGCUGUCGCAGCCGCUCCUCUCAUACGACUUAGUCGCCAAAGUUUGAGCUGAGCUCGCCUCGUUGAGAUCCGUCAGAGACGAUCUUUCGAGUAUCCGAUUAACGAUUUUCAUAAUCCGGGAAAUCGAUUCGACAAGAUUUGCGAUUCGACCGCAAAGGAGCUGUUAUAGAUGUUCAUAUUCGCACCGCGCGAUACCAUGUCGACCUCCCGACAGAGCUCGGCCCCGCGGCGAAGUCGCUACGGGCGCUCGUCCACCACGACGAGCGUGACCCAGCUGCUGAGCGACUCCUGCACGAGUCUUCUCCAGAAAUUGACCACGCGAGUGCGUGGAACGUCUGCGCUCAACGAUCGCGGUAGAUCGCCCAACAUUGGCCGAUUGCGAAACACGCGGAGCCGUUUGGAGGACAAGUACAAUACGAUUCUGGACAAGUAUUCCGGCAAGAGACCAGCCGACAAUUCGGAGCAGAAUGUUCGCAGUUAUUCGCGAAAGGAGCGUGAUCACAGCUAUUAUCAUCGGGAUGACAGUCCGUUUGUACGCGACGACAAGACCCUGGAAUCCUCGAUGAGCCGUAGCAUCAUUAAAAGUCCCACCAGCGUGCUUCUUAGCGAGAAGGCUUAUCCCUACGUGAGUUCCGCGAAGAGCAGGGAACCCAGGCGGGAGAAGACACCUGCCUAUGGCCGUAUGGAUCGUACGCAUAUUCUGCUAAACUCAGAAGCUUAUCAUCACUACGGCAGACAUAAGUCCGGACACGCGGAAACGCGCAGUCGGAAAGUUAGACCGCAUCGAAAGGGUAAGAGCGAGCAGUUGGAAGCUCACUCAACGUAUCUAAGAUUGUCCCGACCGAUCAAGAUCGAGCCGUUCGAGGACGACGAGGAAGUUGCGGUGGAUCCGGACAAAACGCCAAUCGCCAACAGCAACACAGACAAUGAGAGCGUCGCCAAAAAUAUCGCGUUGACGGCGGAGGAUCCGGCGAUCUCGGAUAGAGCGGUCAAACGCAAGGAGAUCCAAAGUUUGAUCCUGAAGUACGCCGCUAUGGAGGAUACUUACAGCCAAUUGGCGUCCGCCGGACAAGCGACGAACGUACGUCCCAGUACGACGGACCUCAUCGCCAGCAAGUACAGAAGGAGCAAUCAUUGUAACAAUGAGAAGGACAACCCGUCCAAGAGCACGGUAGCGUCGAACACGAUUAGCGAGAUGGAUGCAAUCCACGGCGCGAUCAGCCCACGAGCGCCUUCCGUCGAGGACGACGAAGACGGCCACCUUGUAUACCAAUCCGGCGACAUCCUGGCAAAUAGAUAUAAAGUACUGGCCACCCUAGGAGAGGGUACUUUUGGAAAAGUUGUCAAGGUUAAGGACUUGCAAAUGGAUCACGUGAUGGCUCUAAAAAUCAUUAAGAACGUGGAGAAGUACAGAGAAGCGGCAAAAUUGGAGAUAAACGCUCUCGAGAAGAUCGCCGUCAAGGAUCCGGAAGGCCAACACUUGUGCGUGAAGAUGCUCGACUGGUUCAAUUACCACGGGCAUAUGUGUAUCGCGUUCGAGAUGCUGGGUCUGAGCGUUUUUGAUUUUUUGAGGGACAACUGUUAUCAGCCGUAUCCAUUGGAGCACGUCAGGCAUAUGGGUUAUCAACUCUGUUACGCUGUGAAAUUUUUGCACGACAACAAACUCACGCACACGGAUCUCAAGCCGGAGAACAUCCUAUUCGUUGAUUCGGAUUACGAUAGUACAUAUAAUAACAAAAAGCGGAGGGACACGAGACGCGUGAAACGAACCGACAUCAGACUCAUCGAUUUCGGUAGCGCCACUUUUGAUCAUGAACAUCACAGUACAAUCGUAAGCACGAGACAUUAUAGAGCGCCUGAAGUAAUUUUAGAAUUGGGUUGGUCUCAACCAUGCGAUGUCUGGUCUAUCGGCUGCAUCCUGUUCGAGUUAUACCUGGGCAUCACGUUAUUCCAGACGCAUGAUAAUCGCGAACACCUAGCAAUGAUGGAACGCAUACUCGGCACGAUACCACAUCGUAUGGCCCGCAAGACUAAAACCAAGUACUUUUAUCAUGGCAAACUAGAUUGGGACGACAAGAGCUCGGCCGGUAGAUACGUCCGAGAUAACUGCAAACCGCUGCACCGUUAUAUGCUAUCCGACGACGAAGAGCAUCGUCAGUUAUUCGAUCUCGUUCAGAGAAUGCUCGAAUACGAACCCUCGCAGCGCAUCACCCUGAAGGAUGCAUUGACGCAUCAAUUUUUCGAUGCUCUGCCGGCGUCACAGAGAUUGCCCGAUCCACGUGCGGCUGGUGACUCUCAACAGCCCCACGAAAGAUCACAUUCACUCUCUCGAUGAAGCUAGGAAAGGGACCGACCUCCGUGCUGGACAGACACUCCGCUUUCAACGACACUACUGCCCUACGUCUUUGUUCUGGUAUCAUUAAUUUUCAUGAAAACAUGUCUCUUUCGUAGCAACGAAACCCGAUGACGUGAAAUGAGUUGCGAGCAUUGAAUACGUGCUAAGAGAUAGCACGUAUAUGUAUAAGUAUGUGUCUGCGCGCAGGCGUGCGCGUGUAUAGAUACCGAUCAUUGGAUUUUCUCACAACUUUUGAUCCCCGCACUCAAUGUAACUUGAAUCUAUACGUAGGAAAGACUGUAAUGCGCAGCGGUGCCGUGGAACUUGGACUUAAUUCGAGUGCAUUCAACGUCAAGCGACGAUUACUUCAGCGAAGAUUACUUCUCGUCGCUGAUGGUUACGUCUGUCUGUUUCUAUCGCGAUUAUCGAUCAUCGAAAUGGCGACAUAUGGUCCUCGUUACUGGCAUGGAUAGGCCAGUGUGUCUGCUCAGUGUAGCGUAACAGAGUCCCGCAAUUUUAAGCAAUUUUUUAAAUGCUCUUCUGUACAUUUGUGUCUCUUAAAUUUAUUACCAUGUUAAUAUGCGACAAAAACGCAAAGUUUGGAGUAUAAAGAUCACCUUUGGGUCCGCAAUUUAUAAUAUACUAUUCAUUAUAAAUUGACGACCACGGAUGUGUUCUAACCGUAAGUAACGGUAUCCUAUAGCGAUAUAGUUUUAAACGACAGUAAAGUUGAUUAGAAUCGAGAGAAAACGAACGAGCGAGCGAGCGGGCGAGAGAGAGGGAGUGUAUGAGUAACAAUCAUCACUUUCAUCGUUGUGAAUUAUAUACAUCUUAAAACAUAAGAAUACAUAAUUAUGUCUUAGAGAAUGUUCUCUCAACGAUUCUUCUUUUUUUCUUUUUUUUUUUUUUCGUAUUUGAAUAUGGAGCCCAUUUGAAGUUUCUGAUGCGUAAAAGAGAAUUCUUCUUCGCGACAUAUUUAUAACGAUUUUUCAUGCUCUAAUCAUCUUUAAGUUUCCGGCCUAAUAAAACAAAAAAUUUCGUAUUUUAUAUUCUAUAAAUAUUAUAUAUUUCACGAAGAUUUAAUUUAAAUCGAAAAACGUAUAUUGUGAAUAUUACAGAAACAUUGGUGUGUAUUGCGCACGCGAGAACCAUCCCGUUCCCAUUUUUUUUCGUCACAUUUGAUUUACACAACUCGUGUCAUCCGUAUAAGUUUUGUUUGACCUUAGUUAUACUGUAUCUACGAAAUGAAGGAUGUUAUAUACCUGCUGCUCGUGUUAAACGGGGUAUAUUUACUUCUGCAAAACAGCGAUAUUCCGAGUAGCAAUAAAUACACUUCUUUCAAA